Messenger RNA from Canariomyces notabilis, 3063 nucleotides. RefSeq lists its product as uncharacterized. The transcript has a single exon. NCBI's taxonomy places the organism in Eukaryota, Fungi, Ascomycota, Sordariomycetes, Sordariales, Chaetomiaceae. The record is from RefSeq and is a predicted model, not a curated record. The coding region runs from base 1 to 3063 and encodes 1020 amino acids.
AUGGCUUUGAAUCUGAGCGAGUCGCGGCGUCUGGCAUCUCGGAGGAACGUCUCCCAGCCGACCCCCCCGAGACUUGCGCCCCUUCCGGACAGUGCUCCCGGAGGGAGCCUUAGGCAGCACCUCCAGCAGCAGAGGAAGAUGUCGCGCACUGUCUCGCCUAAGCCCGACCGCUCGCCGAGGAUAGGUGCCGGGAGAAUCUUCAAUCCGCUGCAGUCUGCGUUCGAGCCUGAGGGAGGUUAUCGUUACCACUUCUCGCAAUCCACGCUCGCUAGAGCCCAGAAGGCCAAGGAGUACUUGGACCUCAUGGCACAGUACAGACGCGUGCUUGAAUUGGUUGCUCCGUUGGACCCGCCGCGGACAGCUGGAUCCUCGGCCGUUAGCCCACCGGGAACGCCGAAUAGCUCAACCCAGGUGUCCCGGGUUUCUACCGCCGAGCAAUCUGAUGCAAGGAUUGGACGUCCUUACAAUCCCCUACAAUACAUUCGGAAUCGCAAGGUACGGGCUCGAGAAAGAAAGGUUAUUGACGGCGAGGCGCAGGGUUUCAACGAUGUCUCCAAGGUUUCCGAAUGGAUAGACGACGUAGCAAAAUGGGUAGCUACGGGGCAGGCUCGCACACCUGGGAAUCCGGCGCUCCCUCCAUUUCCCGGCGCCCAGAUCACCAACCUGCAGAGCUCGCCACCAUCAACAAACCCGAGGACGGUUGUUGCUACGGGAAAGUCAAAACGGCCACGGGUUGACUGGGUCAUUGACCCAGCAGACAUGAUUGCGGACGUGUACUGGCUGGAGCUUGAUGAUAACAAGAAGCUGGUCGAGGACCGCCAUCGGAGGCGUAUUUUCCCUCAAGGGCCUAACGUUCCUCAAGGGCCAUCCUGCGACGAUGCAGCCCCGCGCCUGACUACUCCAGGAAGAUCAGCCAAGGACUCCUCAGACGCGCUUACGUCUGCUGAGAAAGCAACCCCGGAACCACCACCCUCGAGACAUGAUCACGAACAUGUCCUGAGUGCAGCCCGAGACCGGGCCCAGCAGAAGCUCAAGGCGCUAAAAAGUUCGCACCAUCGGCAUGCCAGCGCUAUCACUAGCCGUGACUUGCUUCGCCUUCACCGGGGUUCACUGUCCGAGUCGUCUGACACCGAUAGCGACCGCCGACGGCGCGCGGGGAGCGGAAUCCCGGCUAGCACCAUAAAGUCUGUAUUGGAAAAGCAAAUGGAGGAAAUGAUUGCACGGGAACAGCGAGAUGCCGAAUCUCACCCACUUUACGACCACGAGACUUCACGUAUAAAGGUCCCCAAUCUGAGUCCGAUGACUCCAGAACGAGAUCGGAGACCCGCUACCAACGCUCCUACAACUCGCCAGCGACUCGACUCGCGAACAGAUUUGAGUGAGGCCGAGGGGAAGAAUGCUGGAUCGAAAAUGCACGCUACUGGGCGGGCUAGUCUUGAGGUCCCGAGCAGCAGGCGGUUCUCGAUCAACUCUGACACGUCGCAGCCAAACUCUCCAGACCUGCGUCCCGCGCGUGAUAUCGGCCGAGUCCCCGCGAUUGGCGAUCUCUCGCCCAUGUCGAGCAGACCGAGCUCACCUCCUCGGAAUCCCCUCAAAGUCAUGAACAUCUUCCGCGAGCGAAGCAAGGAACGCAGCUCAGAUGUUCCCGCGAACGGAGACGAUAGCUCUACUUCACCGCCAGGGGUGUCUGAGAUCUUGCUCAGCUCGCCAGAGAUGGUUUGGAACGAUGUAUCGCCAGCAAGCCGGAAGCCAUCUCGCAGUCCAACCGGAGGAAGGAUUCUAGGCCACCGUUCGCAUAAAAGCACUGGCAACGCAAGGCUCCGCGGAGAGGAUGGUGGCAUUAGUUUCCGAUCACUGCUGCGCGGCGGCCCUCGCAUCGAUACUGUCCUGCGAAGCAGCGUCUCAAAGGUCAGCGACAUGCUCUGGCGGAGGGAUACGAGCGGACUUGAUGACCAAUCCUCUUCGACAUCGUCGGAUGACUCGGAUGACGAGACCAGGGGUAGGCCCCGUGGUCCGCGGGACGUGCGACGCACAGAAUCUGAGGACGAAAAGAGUCCUCUCGAGGGAAUGCCAGAUGUCUUAUCAGCAGCGAACCUCAACACUUCCGGGCCCCAAGGGCAACUCAGUGCUUCCCCUCCAGCACAGCCUCUCAGCCGGCGGUCCUCACGGUUUGAUCUUCUCAAGCCGCCGCGGAUUGACGUCCAUAGCGCUUCUCCGAGCCAGUCCCCAACCCCGCAGGUGCGGCAUCGCGAUCAAGUCGACUCAGACAUGGAAUCCCAUGCCGACCGGGACUGUACCGCCUCCGACAGCGUUGUCACCUCACCCACGCUCUCCAAACACUACCCUCUCGCUACCAGCCGUCACUGGCUCCUCACCAAUCGCUAUCGCACCCCUUCCCACCCCGGCGGCUCUGGCACCGCGGUGGUAUCCAAGCGCGAAAUCGCCCGCGUCCGCGCGCUACUCCUCAGCGCUGGCAUCCACGCGAUGGAAAUGGACCGUCGCGCCGGGCAAUUGUCCACGGCCAUGCCCAAGGGCAGUAGUACGUCACUACUGCUCCCCUCCCCGGAGAUCACUACUACCGACUCCUCGUUCACAAAAACCACCCCUCUCCCAUUACUACCGCAAACGCACAUCUACCCCUUCGCCGCGCGCACCCUCUCCGCCUCGGUUCAAUCCUCCGCGUCCCACUUCCACACGCUAGCGUCCCACUUCGCCGCGACCACGAGCCCGGCCCUGAUCCGGCGCGCCGAGGCGCUGCAGAAACAAGUCGCCGACGACCUGACGGCGCUCGCGCAGUCGGCCAUCGACGCCGCUGACGACGCCAACCACGACCUUGUCGUCGGCCAGCGGCUGAAGGUGAAACGGGCCGUGGAUACCAUGGAGAAGAUGCUCCGCCGCCGGAGAAGACGGUUCCGCUGGGUGCGCCGCGCCGGCUGGUUGGCGGUUGAAUGGGUGCUUGUCGGGUUCAUGUGGUACGUUUGGUUUGUGGUUAUGAUUGUGAGGGUUGUGUUUGGGGUUGGGAAAGGGGUUGUUAUGGGGGUUAGGUGGCUCUUAUGGCUUUAG